CAGCCAUGGGGCUGCUGGCUGGAGAUACACUGGCAUCCCUGGCCUUGGCCAUGGUCAUCUUCCUGCUUCUCGUGGACCUCAUGCACAGGAGAGCACGCUGGACCCCUCGCUACCCGCCAGGCCCCAGGCCCCUGCCUGGGCUAGGCAAUCUGCUAGAGCUAGACUUCAAGAACUUCUCCUACUCCAUAAGCCAGCUGCAGAGACGUUUUGGGGACGUGUUCACCCUGCAGAUGGCCUGGACACCUGUGGUCGUGCUCAAUGGGCAUGUGGCGGUACGCGAGGCGCUGGUGCACCACAGCGAGGACACCUCUGACCGCCUUGUUAUACCAAUCACUACCUGCUUCGGUGUGAUUCUAGCGCGCUAUGGGCAAGCAUGGCGCGAGCAGCGGCGAUUCUCCGUGUCCACCAUGCGCAACUUUGGCCUGGGCAAGAAGUCACUGGAGCAGUGGGUGACCGAGGAGGCCGGCUACCUCUGUGAGGUCUUCAAUGGCCACGCUGGACGCCCCUUUAGUCCCAACGUCCUACUGAAUAAAGCUGUGAGCAACGUGAUCUCCUCCCUCAUCUAUGCACGUCGCUUUGAGUACGGGGACCCACGCUUCACCAGGAUGCUGCAGCUAAUGGACGCCUCCCUGGAAGAGCAGUCAGGACUCCUUUCCCAGAUUCUAAAUGCUGUCCCGGUGCUUCUGAAGAUCCCUGGGCUCCCUGCCAAGGUCUUCCCAGGGCAGAUUGCAUUCAUAGACAUGAUAGAUGAGCUAAUCACUGAGCAGAGAGUAACCUGGGACCCCACCCAGCCACCUCGAGACCUGAUUGAUGCUUUCCUGGAGGAGAUGGAAAAGGCCAAAGGAAACCCUGAAAGCAGCUUCAACAAAGCUAACCUGCGCAUGGUGGUAGCCGACUUAUUUUCUGCCGGGAUGGUGACCACCUCAACCACACUGGUCUGGGCCCUGCUGCUCAUGAUCCUACACCCUGAUGUACAGCGCCGUGUCCAGCAGGAGAUCGAUGAGGUGAUAGGGCAGGCACGGCCACCAGAGAUGGGGGACCAGGCCCACAUGCCCUACACGAUGGCCGUGAUCCACGAGGUGCAGCGUUUCGGGGACAUCGUCCCACUAGGAGUCCCCCACAUGACUUCUCGGGACAUUGAAAUCCAGGGCUUCCUCAUCCCUAAGGGGACAACGCUGCUCACCAACCUGUCAUCGGUGCUGAAGGAUGAGAGUGUCUGGGCAAAGCCCCGCCGCUUCCACCCGGAGCACUUCCUGGAUGCCCAGGGCCACUUCGUGAAGCACGAGGCCUUCAUGCCCUUCUCUGCAGGCCGCCGUGCAUGCCUCGGGGAGCCCUUGGCUCGGAUGGAGCUCUUCCUCUUCUUCACCUGCCUCCUGCAGCGCUUCAGCUUCUCGGUGCCCGCAGAUCAGCCCCGCCCCAGUGACUAUGGUGUAUUUCAGGGCAUGGUGAUUCCGCCCCCUUAUGAGCUCUGUGCUGUGUCUCGCUAAGGGGGACACCCAGCCUCCAUCUGCUUCUCUGCUGUGGAUCAAAUGCUCAAUAAACCAGCCCAGUUUCCAGCCUGA
Suncus etruscus (white-toothed pygmy shrew) is the source of this 1562-nucleotide messenger RNA. RefSeq names its product cytochrome P450 2D17-like. The record is from RefSeq and is a predicted model, not a curated record. Gene Ontology annotation, molecular function: oxidoreductase activity, acting on paired donors, with incorporation or reduction of molecular oxygen, reduced flavin or flavoprotein as one donor, and incorporation of one atom of oxygen; heme binding; iron ion binding. NCBI's taxonomy places the organism in Eukaryota, Metazoa, Chordata, Mammalia, Eulipotyphla, Soricidae. Gene Ontology annotation, biological process: xenobiotic metabolic process; arachidonate metabolic process. The transcript is spliced from 9 exons. Gene Ontology annotation, cellular component: intracellular membrane-bounded organelle; cytoplasm. The coding region runs from base 6 to 1487 and encodes 493 amino acids.